AUGGCGACUUCAGGGAGGAGUGCAUUAUUAUCCUCCACCUCAACUGGACCUAAGAGCACACUGGAGAGCUCCAACCUAGAAGAAGAUGACGGGCAGGACUUGUGGUCGACCAUCCUGAGUGAAGUAUCAACCCAUUCAAGAUCGAAGCUACCGUCCGGGAAAAAUGUCCUGGUUAUGGGUGAAGUGGGAUCGGGGAAGACCACCUUGGUUGCUAAGCUACAGGGAGUUGAAGAGUUCAUGAAAGGGCGUGGUCUGGAAUACCUCUACUUCAGUGUCCAUGACGAUGACAUUGAUGAUCAAACCAGGUGUAAUGCCUGGGUGUUAGAUGGAGACCUUUAUCACAAAGGUCUGCAGGGAGUAGCUGUACCAGUGGACGCGAUCAGCAACACAUUGCUGCUGAUAACAGUUGACAUGUCACGGCCAUGGAACGCCUUGGACUCUCUCCAGAAGUGGGCCGCCGUCGCUAGGGAACACAUCGACAAACUCCGGGUCCCCCCAGAAACACUGCGGGAGCUGGAGCACAGACUUGUAAAGCAGUUCCAGGAGUACACAGAGCCAGGCAGCGGGGAGGACGGCACCCCGCAGAGGAGGAGUGAAGAGGAGGAGAGUGUGCUGCUGCCGUUAGGAGACAACACACUGACACACAACUUGGGCAUACCUGUGGUGGUUGUCUGCACCAAGUGUGAUGCCAUCAGCACAUUGGAGAAGGAGCACGACUACAGAGACGAACACCUGGACUUCAUCCAGUCCCACAUCAGACAUUUCUGCCUGCAAUAUGGGGCAUCUCUGGUUUACACAUCAGUGAAGGAGAUGAAGAACCUGGACGUGCUUUAUAAAUAUCUCGUCCACAGACUCUACGGCUUUCCAUUCCACUGCCCUGCACAAGUGGUGGAAAGGGAUGCUGUCUUCAUUCCAUCAGGUUGGGACAAUGAGAAGAAGAUUGCCAUACUUCACGAGAACUUCCAGACAGUAAAAGCAGAAGACAGCUUUGAAGACGUAGUUGUCAAACCGCCUGUCAGAAAGAUUGUACAUGAAAAGGAGAUUCAGGCUGAAGACGACCAAGUGUUCCUGGUAAAAUUGCAGUCACUGCUCGCCAAACAGCCCGCUGUGACAGCAGGACGACCGGUGGACACCACCAGCAGAGCACCCACCGGUUCCCCCAGGACGAGUAAUCGCUCUGCAGCGGCCAACGUAGCAAACGCAAUGCCACAGUCAGGUCAAACCAGUGAGGGUGUCUUGGCCAACUUCUUCAACAGUCUACUGACAAAGAAAGCAGGGACAGGAGGGCCAGGGACGCCAGGUGGUGGUAACAACACUCCAGGAACUGUACGCAAGUCAGGUUCGAAGCUGGGCCUGAGUGAUGUACAAGCAGAACUGGACCGCAUAUCCAGCCGGGAGACUGACUCGGACUUGCCCAAUGCCAACGAGACCCCUGCCACCGACGGCCAAGACACAUGAAGACCAACACACUUCACCCCGCUCUACUUCUCUCCUCCUCCACCUCAGUCACCCUCUACCUCUUUUGCCCUUCAUCCCUCUACUGUUGCCCUCUGCUCCAUCACAAAGAUGCAGGGGAACAAAGAGGGAAGCAGGGGAAAAGGAAAGGUGGAGACACGGUUUUUGCUCCUUGUUAUAUUUCACUCUCCUUAAGGAGAAGAACUCGCCCUCUCUUCCCCUGCUCUUCCUCCUGCAACUCAUUCUCUUCCACCACUUUUCUCUCGCUCUCUUCCCUUCCUGGCUGUUACACUGGGGGUGAA
Scomber japonicus (chub mackerel) is the source of this 1757-nucleotide messenger RNA. It is a transcript of the gene dync1li1, whose product is annotated as dynein, cytoplasmic 1, light intermediate chain 1. Gene Ontology annotation, molecular function: dynein heavy chain binding. The record is from RefSeq and is a predicted model, not a curated record. Gene Ontology annotation, biological process: microtubule-based movement; microtubule cytoskeleton organization. The transcript has 13 exons. NCBI's taxonomy places the organism in Eukaryota, Metazoa, Chordata, Actinopteri, Scombriformes, Scombridae. Bases 1 to 1458 code for a protein of 485 amino acids. Gene Ontology annotation, cellular component: cytoplasmic dynein complex; centrosome.